AUGGGAAGCUUCACCGAAAAGGCCCGUGCUCUUGGGCCUGACUACAUUGUAAUCUGGUUUGGGGGCAGUCGAUGGAAAUUAUCAAUCUUCACUAAUGUGCUGGUCACUGAGUAUGCACUACGUGAAACACUUCAACGUGAGGAAAGGCUACAAUACAAGGUCCUCGCUCUUAAAAAGGCCACGGCUAUUGAACUUGAUAGCGAACUCCAGCUUGCAUACGCAGAAGCGAAAAGCCAACUGAAUGAAACUCGUGUCCAACGUUACCAUAAACAACAAGCACUUUACCGAGAAGAAGCGGGGAUCAAUUCAUGGGUAAGAUCUCAGUACGAUUGGUUAAGAACGAAAGAGGACUGGUAUAUGCGCGAAGAAAUGGUCCGAGAGUGUGCAGAAACAGGUGGCUGCUGUAGUCGAGACUGUGGUUGCUGCGCUCGAAGAGCACAAUCGAAACCGCAGAAAGGAAGGGGCCAUUGCACUACCGAGUGUUGGUGCUGUUCGGGUCAACGGGGCUUUGAGCUCUCGGAUGAGGACAAGAAACAGGCUCAGCAGGACUAUAAGGACAUGCUUGAGAAGGGGCAGUGUUUUCUGGAGCUACAGGUUAAUUGUUUCUUUUCCCCAUUCAAGAAUCAAGUGCCUAAGCCAUUCAGGAAUCAAGUGCGCAAGCCUCGAAAGAUGAAAUUACACUCCAGACUGGCUUUAUGGCUGCGCUUACUGUUCCAGGUUUCUUUCAAUGAUUGA
Messenger RNA from Penicillium verhagenii, 735 nucleotides. RefSeq lists its product as uncharacterized. Lineage: Eukaryota; Fungi; Ascomycota; Eurotiomycetes; Eurotiales; Aspergillaceae. The record is from RefSeq and is a predicted model, not a curated record. The transcript has 2 exons. Bases 1 to 735 code for a protein of 244 amino acids.